This is a messenger RNA of Ostrea edulis (European flat oyster), 11260 nucleotides long. Its product is annotated as fibrillin-1-like. Gene Ontology annotation, biological process: cell surface receptor signaling pathway; negative regulation of angiogenesis; G protein-coupled receptor signaling pathway. The transcript is spliced from 37 exons. The record is from RefSeq and is a predicted model, not a curated record. Gene Ontology annotation, cellular component: membrane. The coding region runs from base 23 to 10873 and encodes 3616 amino acids. Gene Ontology annotation, molecular function: calcium ion binding; G protein-coupled receptor activity. Lineage: Eukaryota; Metazoa; Mollusca; Bivalvia; Ostreida; Ostreidae.
CCAUCGACAGAAUGUAACCAGCAUGAUCUGCCAACAAACAACAAUGAAAAUGUCGUCUAUGGUCAUCUGCGUUUGUUUAGCCUGGGUACAGAUUCUGCUGGUCAACGAAGCAGCUGCCAGCGAUGAUGAUAAUUUGUUGCCAGUAGGUAUUAAUGCUACCGGACGUGAUGACGACAUAAUACCGAUCACGUCAUCACCAAAUGGUGAUAUAACCACGGACCGAAAUUCAAUCUCAACAUUUCUUACCUCUCCGGCGAGUCCAACAUACAUUCCAACAGACAAUUCAAACGAUCCACUGAUAGAAAGCUUUAAUACUACCGGAAGUGAUGACGACAUGCUAUCGACCACGUCAUCACCAGAUGGUGAUAUGACCACGGACCCAAAUUUAAUCACAAUUUCAGCCUCAUCGGCGAGUACAACAGACAAUUCAAACGAUUCACUGAUAGAAGGCUUUAAUACUACCGGAAGUGAUGACGACAUUAUAUCAACCACUUCAUUACAAGAUGGUGAUAUGACCACAGACCGAAAUUCAAUCGCAACAAUUUCAGCCUCAUCGGCGAGUCCAACAUACAGUCCAACAGACAAUUCAAACAAUUCACUGAUAGAAGGCUUUAAUACUACCGGGAGUGAUGACGACAUGCUAUCGACCACGUCCCCAACGGAUGGUGAUACGACCUCCCUAGUGAGACUAACAGACCAUUCCAUUAUAGUCAACACAACAACAGACAUCAACGAUGACGCAGUUUCUAGCACAACAGAGACGCAUGCGUCAACGUCAACGCUUGCAUCCGUUGUGUCUACAAUGGACGAUGAUGUAAACAUAACCACAACAGACAGCAAAACUGCUUGGACAACACCAACACAGAGUUUUGCCGACACCACAACGUUGUUCAGAUCCACGUCACCCAGGAGUAGCCACCCGGCCUCCACAUCGCUAGACCUGACGUCACCAACGUUAAUCUCAAGCUCCACCUCCCCGUCUCCCCCACCUACGGACUCAAUAGAAAUCUGCGAGAUCUGCAACUUUAAUGGCGACUGUAACAGCAACCAUACCGAAUGCUAUUGUUUCCCGGGGUUCUUUGGUGACAAGUGUGAGUUUUUGGACAACUGUGUCGUCAGUCCAUGCCCAGUGGGGACAGAAUGCAUUCCACUACCAGACCAAGACUACAGGUGUGAAACCAAUGAUUCCAGCUCCUCUGUAGAAGUCAACUGUCCAUUUUGUAAUCGGAAUGGCGACUGUAUCUUAUCCAACAACUCGGAUGUUUACUGUGACUGCCAUCCGCCCUACCAAGGGCCUGCUUGUUGGGAGGUGCAGGACUACUGUGAUUUGGGGAUGUGUGAGGACAGGGACAGCCUCUGUCACCCCAGACAGACCGAUGCAGGCUUUCUCUGCAGACACGUGCUUACAUCAGCAGUGACCCUUCAGUACAAUGUCUCCUGUGAAUUCUGCUCAAGUAUUGGGGACUGUAUCACAGCCAGAAAUGACACAAGAUGCAGGUGUCCAUAUCCUUACUUUGGCGAGAAGUGUGAGAGGAGGGACCCGUGUCUUGCAGACCCAUGUGAUGACGUCAAUGACGUGUGUGUCAGGCUAGAGAAUUUCACCAGAAUAUGCAGACCAGCGUUGGCUAGGAAUUGUUCAUUCUGCAACUUUCAUGGAGACUGUUUCAAUGACUCGGUGUCCGGAUCCCAACUAUGUCAAUGUGUUUACCCAUUCCAUGGAGAGAGAUGUAAUGUGUAUACAAGAUGUGACAAGAGAUGUGACAGGGGCUAUGUUUGUGUGCAGAUGACCCCAAAUCGAACUCUGUGUGCCCAGGACGGCCAGGUGUUUCAGGACUGUAGCUGGGCCUGUGAGGGAAGCUGUGAGUUUCACAGGAUGCAGUUUCACUGUCUUUGUCCCCCUGGGUAUCAGUCCGAGGGGCGGAGAUGUGAAGACAUUGACGAGUGCCUGGACGGAAGUCACAAUUGCUCCCAGUCACUGUGUAUGAACUACCCCGGGGGAUACCACUGCGAAUGUCCGCCAGGAUUUGUGCAUCAGAAUGGAAGUUGUGUAGAAUUGGAUCUCUGUGAGUUGAAUAAACCUUGCAGUCAGGAGUGUGACAUGGUGGAUGGUGGCACUGUAUGUCGUUGUUGGAGUGGAUAUGUGCUGACUGAUGACCUGACCACAUGUAAGGAUGUAAACGAGUGUGACAAACUUAACAACUGCUCACAGACUUGUGUCAACACACCAGGAAGCUACCACUGUGACUGUGAAAUUGGAUUUCAGUUUGAUAAAGACGGCUUCACCUGCAUAGAUAUUGAUGAAUGUUCCUAUGCCGAUUUGUCCUUCAAUAACUGCUCACAAAGAUGUCUGAAUACACAUGGAAACUAUACCUGUAAAUGUUACAAUGGAUUUCAACUCGACAAAGAUGGUUUUAGUUGUGUGGACAUUGAUGAAUGUUCUAGCCCAGCCUUGUACAACUGUACACAGAAAUGUGUGAAUAUGGAGGGUAGCUAUAUCUGUGAGUGUGACUCUGGAUUUACUCUGGCAUCAGACAACAGGACUUGUCAAGAUUUCAACGAAUGUCAAGGUCUCUCCUUCCACAACUGUUCUCAGAAAUGUGUCAACCAAGACGGAAGAUACAGCUGUGAGUGUUUCCAUGGAUACACAUUGGAUUCCGAUGGUUACGGAUGUUUGGAUGUGGACGAGUGUAAAGAAGGUGUUCAUAACUGUACACAGAAAUGUGUGAACAAAGAUGGUAGUUUUUUCUGUGAGUGUUUACCUGGCUAUGAAUUAUCUAGUGACAGAGUGACUUGUGUAGAUGUUGACGAAUGUAAGGACGACACAGUUCACAAUUGUUCACAGCUUUGUUUGAAUACGGUGGGUUCAUACCAAUGUGAAUGUAGGAAGAGCUUUAUUCUGUCUAAGGACAACAUCACUUGUGAAGAUAUCAAUGAAUGUGAAGAGAAAGAUCUGAACAAUUGCUCUCAAAUCUGUGUGAACAUUUACGAUGGAUAUCAGUGUUCAUGUUCUGAAGGCUACAUGUUGAAAAGUGACAAUAGAACAUGUGUUGAUGUUAAUGAAUGUGACAGUGAUUUGUUAAACAAUUGUACCCAAAAUUGUCGAAACACACUUGGAAACUACACAUGUGAUUGUCAUUCAGGAUUUCAACUCAACAAAGAUGGUUUAAGUUGUGUGGACAUUGAUGAAUGUUCCAGCCCAGCCUUGUACAACUGUAAACAGAAAUGUGUGAAUAUGGAGGGUAGCUAUAUCUGUGAGUGUGACUCUGGAUUUACUCUGGCAUCAGACAACAGGACUUGUCAAGAUUUCAACGAAUGUCAAGGUCUCUCCUUCCACAACUGUUCUCAGAAAUGUAUCAACCAAGACGGAAGAUACAGCUGUGAGUGUUUCCAUGGAUACACAUUGGAUUCCGAUGGUUACGGAUGUUUGGAUGUGGACGAGUGUAAAGAAGGUGUUCAUAACUGUACACAGAAAUGUGUGAACAAAGAUGGUAGUUUUUUCUGUGAGUGUUUACCUGGUUAUGAAUUAUCUAGUGACAGAGUGACUUGUGUGGAUGUUGACGAAUGUUCUGAACAGUCAAAAAAUAAUUGUUCUGAUCUCUGUACAAAUACUGAUGGGUCUUUUCGAUGUGAUUGCUUCACUGGCCUCUAUUUGGAUAACGACAAUGUCACAUGUCAAGAUGUGAAUGAGUGCAUUAUCAAAGAACAUAACAAUUGUUCCCAAUCGUGUGAGAAUUUACGUGGUUAUUAUCUUUGUUCCUGUUUCCAUGGAUACGCUUUAUCUACUGACUAUAUUACAUGUUACGACAUCGAUGAGUGUGAAGAUGAGAUGUUGAAUAAUUGUUCACAAAAGUGUCGGAACACACUUGGAAACUACACAUGUGAUUGUCAUACAGGAUUUCAACUCAACAAAGAUGGUUUAAGUUGUGUGGACAUUGAUGAAUGUUCCAGCCCAGCCUUGUACAACUGUACACAGAAAUGUGUGAAUAUGGAGGGUAGCUAUAUCUGUGAGUGUGACUCUGGAUUUACUCUGGCAUCAGACAACAGAACUUGUCAAGAUUUCAACGAAUGUCAAGGUCUCUCCUUCCACAACUGUUCUCAGAAAUGUGUCAACCAAGACGGAAGAUACAGCUGUGAGUGUUUCGAUGGAUACACAUUGGAUUCCGAUGGUUAUGGAUGUUUGGAUGUGGACGAGUGUAAAGAAGGUGUUCAUAACUGUACACAGAAAUGUGUGAACAAAGAUGGUAGUUUUUUCUGUGAGUGUUUACCUGGUUAUGAAUUAUCUAGUGACAGAGUGACUUGUGUGGAUGUUGACGAAUGUUCUGAACAGUCAAAAAAUAAUUGUUCUGAUCUCUGUACAAAUACUGAUGGGUCUUUUCGAUGUGAUUGCUUCACUGGCCUCUAUUUGGAUAACGACAAUGUCACAUGUCAAGAUGUGAAUGAGUGCAUUAUCAAAGAACAUAACAAUUGUUCCCAAUCGUGUGAGAAUUUACGUGGUUAUUAUCUUUGUUCCUGUUUCCAUGGAUACGCUUUAUCUACUGACUAUAUUACAUGUUACGACAUCGAUGAGUGUGAAGAUGAGAUGUUGAAUAAUUGUUCACAAAAGUGUCGGAACACACUUGGAAACUACACAUGUGAUUGUCAUUCAGGAUUUCAACUCAACAAAGAUGGUUUUAGUUGUAUGGAGAUUGAUGAAUGUUCCAGCCCAGCCUUGUACAACUGUACACAGAAAUGUGUGAAUAUGGAGGGUAGCUAUAUCUGUGAGUGUGACUCUGGAUUUACUCUGGCAUCAGACAACAGAACUUGUCAAGAUUUCAACGAAUGUCAAGGUCUCUCCUUCCACAACUGUUCUCAGAAAUGUGUCAACCAAGACGGAAGAUACAGCUGUGAGUGUUUCGAUGGAUACACAUUGGAUUCCGAUGGUUAUGGAUGUUUGGAUGUGGACGAGUGUAAAGAAGGUGUUCAUAACUGUACACAGAAAUGUGUGAACAAAGAUGGUAGUUUUUUCUGUGAGUGUUUACCUGGUUAUGAAUUAUCUAGUGACAGAGUGACUUGUGUGGAUGUUGACGAAUGUUCUGAACAGUCAAAAAAUAAUUGUUCUGAUCUCUGUACAAAUACUGAUGGGUCUUUUCGAUGUGAUUGCUUCACUGGCCUCUAUUUGGAUAACGACAAUGUCACAUGUCAAGAUGUGAAUGAGUGCAUUAUCAAAGAACAUAACAAUUGUUCCCAAUCGUGUGAGAAUUUACGUGGUUAUUAUCUUUGUUCCUGUUUCCAUGGAUACGCUUUAUCUACUGACUAUAUUACAUGUUACGACAUCGAUGAGUGUGAAGAUGAGAUGUUGAAUAAUUGUUCACAAAAGUGUCGGAACACACUUGGAAACUACACAUGUGAUUGUCAUUCAGGAUUUCAACUCAACAAAGAUGGUUUUAGUUGUAUGGAGAUUGAUGAAUGUUCCAGCCCAGCCUUGUACAACUGUACACAGAAAUGUGUGAAUAUGGAGGGUAGCUAUAUCUGUGAGUGUGACUCUGGAUUUACUCUGGCAUCAGACAACAGAACUUGUCAAGAUUUCAACGAAUGUCAAGGUCUCUCCUUCCACAACUGUUCUCAGAAAUGUGUCAACCAAGACGGAAGAUACAGCUGUGAGUGUUUCCAUGGAUACACAUUGGAUUCCGAUGGUUACGGAUGUUUGGAUGUGGACGAGUGUAAAGAAGGUGUUCAUAACUGUACACAGAAAUGUGUGAACAAAGAUGGUAGUUUUUUCUGUGAGUGUUUACCUGGCUAUGAAUUAUCUAGUGACAGAGUGACUUGUGUAGAUGUUGACGAUUGUAAGGACGACACAGUUCACAAUUGUUCACAGCUUUGUUUGAAUACGGUGGGUUCAUACCAGUGUGAAUGUAGGAAGGGCUUUAUUCUGUCUAAAGACAACAUCACUUGUGAAGAUAUCAAUGAAUGUGAAGAGAAAGAUCUGAACAAUUGUUCUCAAAUCUGUGUGAACAUUUACGAUGGAUAUCAGUGUUCAUGUUCUGAAGGCUACAUGUUGAAAAGUGACAAUAGAACAUGUGUUGAUGUUAAUGAAUGUGACAGUGAUUUGUUAAACAAUUGUACCCAGAAUUGUCGGAACACACUUGGAAACUACACGUGUGAUUGUCAUUCAGGAUUUCAACUCGACAAAGAUGGUUUAAGUUGUGUGGACAUUGAUGAAUGUUCCAGCCCAGCCUUGUACAACUGUACACAGAAAUGUGUGAAUAUGGAGGGUAGCUAUAUCUGUGAAUGUGACUCUGGAUUUACUCUGGCAUCAGACAACAGGACUUGUCAAGAUUUCAAUGAAUGUCAAGGUCUUUCCUUCCACAACUGUUCUCAGAAAUGUGUCAACCAAGACGGAAGAUACAGCUGUGAGUGUUUCCAUGGAUACACAUUGGAUUCCGAUGGUUACGGAUGUUUGGAUGUGGACGAGUGUAAAGAAGGUGUUCAUAACUGUACACAGAAAUGUGUGAACAAAGAUGGUAGUUUUUUCUGUGAGUGUUUACCUGGUUAUGAAUUAUCUAGUGACAGAGUGACUUGUGUGGAUGUUGACGAAUGUAAGGACGACACAGUUCACAAUUGUUCACAGCUGUGUGAGAAUUCACAAGGAUCAUACAGUUGUCAAUGUGACAAAGGCUUCUUCCUGAAAGCUGAUAAUGUCACAUGUCAAGAUGUGGAUGAAUGUGACAAAAAUGACAAGAACACAUGUUCGCAGAUAUGUGUGAACAACAAAGGAGGCUUCACUUGUUCGUGUAGAGACGGUUUUGUUCUUUUGAAGGAUAAUGAAACUUGUGUUGAUGUUGAUGAGUGUAACGGAACGAACAGCAGAAUCUGUGACCAGAGGUGCACCAACACUGUGGGCAGCUAUACAUGUGGCUGUCUAGCUGGAUUCCGUCUGUCCACAGACAACGCCACAUGCGAUGACAUCAAUGAGUGUGACACAAAAGAGCUGAAUUCCUGUGAAUAUGAGUGUGUUAAUUCUAAUGGAACUUAUAGAUGUGCUUGCCCUCCUGGAUUCCUGCUUAAGGAUGAUGAGAGACAAUGUCUUGAUGUGGAUGAAUGUGAAGGGUCACAUGAUUGUUCACAGGGCUGCAUGAACUCCCCUGGAUCCUUUUCUUGUGUCUGUGAUCAGGGAUUCAGGUUAGAACUCGACAACAUCACCUGUGUGGAUAUCGAUGAAUGCUCCAACAAGUCUCAUCAUAUCUGUGAUCAAGAAUGCCAGAACACUAGAGGCAGCUAUGACUGUGGAUGCAGGGAGGGCUUCUGGCUGGGCCCUGAUAAAAAAUCCUGUGUCGAUAUCAAUGAAUGUGCUGAUAAAUUCAGGAACAACUGUAGCCAGGUGUGUGUGAAUGGAGAUGGAAACUUCUCGUGUGCAUGCCAGACUGGCUUCAAGCUGAUGGAGGAUGGGUUGUCUUGCACGGAUGUGGACGAAUGUCUCGACAAACAUCUUUGUAAUGGGUCCUGUGUCAACACAGAGGGUGGAUACAUUUGUGAUUGUCCGCGCGGCUACGAGGAGAGGGAGAGACUGUGUAAAGAUAUAGAUGAGUGUGCUGAUCCCAAAUUAAACAACUGUGUACAGAAGUGUGAGAACAGUAUAGGGGGGUACCAGUGUCACUGCUGGGAUGGGUAUAAAGAGAAAGACGGAAACUGUCGGCUGACCUAUAACAGAGAUCUAGAGACCAAAUUCACAACUUUCGUGGUGUCCAUGAAGGUCAGGUCACAAGAAUGGCAGGAGAAUUUGUUGAAUCCAAGCUCUGAGAUCUAUAGACAGGUGGCAGCACAGGUCCAGGGAAAUGUUUCCCAGGAGCUGACAGCAGCAGGAAUUACAUUUAAAGAGAUCCAUGUGAUAGGAUUCAGGAAAGGAAGCGUGAUAGUAGACCUGCUGGUUGUUCAGGGUAUCCAGACCAAAUCGUUACCUGCCAAAGAGGUCCUAGAGAAGGCGGUACAAAGGGGAAACAUAGGGGGCCUAGUAAUGGACCCCACCUUCUUUGUCAGCAAGGACGGAGUGGGAUACAUAAAAGGAAUAAAGAUGUACAAACCAGACAGCUACAUGAUUCUGGGAAACCAUGUGACUGUAUCCUGUCUAGUGUCAGCCGUAUCAAUGGACGGAGCUCUCGAUGUCCGCUGGAGAAUAAAUGGAAGACUCGUGAAGCCAUUGGCCAAUUCCAGAAUUCAGACAACAGAAAUCAAUCGUGACAGCUACGACCCCUCCCUGUACACCAGUAAUCUCGUAAUUGAUGGAAUAAAAAAGGUGGACACAGAGGGCAGGGUUGAAUGUGUGGCCAUAGUUGGUCAAGAGUCGCUGAGUAAUGACACCACCUUGCAGAUCUACACAGUGGAGAUGUCGGCACCUCAGUCUGCGGUGCUGAGAGGGAGCAGCGCCCAGAUUACGUGUAGAAUAACUCCCACCCCUCCAGCCAAUGAUGUCCUGACCCUAGUGUGGUGCCACAAUGGGGAGACUCUUUCUUCCUCCACACACAAUGAGUACCAAAUAUCAGCAGACUCCCCAUAUUCUGAAACUAUCAACAUCCCGUAUGCCCAGCAGUCAGAGACCUACAGCUGUGGAGUGAGGUACACUAAGUCAGAGGAUAGGACCUGCUCCCAGACUGUUCAGCUUAAUGUGUACAGCUCAGUGAACUCGCUGUGCCCUCGUGAAGAGAGAGACGGGAUUGUGUGGGAACCAGUUUAUGCCACACUGUCUGCCUAUCAACCUUGCCCCACAGGAUAUAUAGGUAUGAUAGAACGGCAGUGUGGGGCUGACGGACAGUGGGAGGAGCCUGAUGUUUCUACGUGUAUCAAGAGCAGCUUAGUCAGCAUCUUUGUUGAGGUGUCACAGGUGAGGGAUGGUUACGACACGAACAACAUCACUGGUGUACUGAAGGAUUUCUCUGCUGAGACGGCGCAGAUUACAAGUGACAAGAACAUCACAUCAGGUGACCUGGGAACCAGUGUCAACAUCAUCGCCAAUGUAGCUGCGAUUUCAGCAGGACGAGAGGACUUGGUGACGGACUCCGAUACACAGGAAUUUUUGUUUUCUGUGAAUAAUGUAUUAAAAGAAGACAUCAAACCUGUCUGGGAAAAUUUACAGCAAAAGAGGGGUUUGAACAAAGCUGCCCAGCUGAUGAAUGCAGUGCAUGAGUUUGGAAACAGCGUUACUAAGAGACUGCCCCGGGGAGAGACAAAAACUCUGUCUCAGCAGAACAUAGUUGUUGAGUAUAAGAAGUCUGUGAUAGAAGAUAUAACUUUUCCAAUGUCCAAACUCAACCCCAGUGCAGAUUACAAGAGCGUUGUUCAGCUGAGGGAGGGAACGCUGAAGAAGUUCACAUCAGGGAAUGAUACUGUGGACUAUGCAGCUACCUACUACAAAACUCUGUCUGCACUGUUCCCGAAGAAAUCUUCACAAAACAGCAACUUAAUUAAUACAGACAUUAUUGCAUUUUCUCUUGCCAAUGGAGAAACAGAAAACUUGGAUCCACCCCUGAAACUCGAAUUUCUACUACACAAGGUUAUUGAAGAUCAAAAUGCGAUAUGUAGCUAUUGGGAUUUUAAUCAAAGCUCCUGGUCAGACAGAGGCUGUUAUACAGUAUUCAAGAACGCUACCCAGGUCACAUGUCACUGUAAUCACAUGACCAACUUUGCUGUUUUGAUGAGUUCCGUGGAAGCUUCCAAGUCAGAGAAUUACGUCCUCGGUCUGAUAUCAAUUGUUGGUUGCACAAUCUCCAUCGCUGGACUUUUAGCUACCGCUGUCUGUCACCUCAUGUUCUGGAGGCAUGUAAAAUCUGACAAAACCAAGAUCCUUCUGAACCUUUGCCUCGCCUUGACGAUUGCUCUGACUAUAUUUCUUCUGGGUGUGGAGCGAACACAGCACCAGAUCCUGUGUACAACCAUUGCUGUUCUCCUCCAGUACUUUUUCCUGGUAGCCUUCUUCCUGAUGUUGGCAGAGGGCAUCACCAUAGCCGUGUCUGUGAUCAUGGUCUUCUGGACCAAUUCCAAGGUCAAGGUCCUUCUGCCAUUGGCUUGGGGUAUACCGGUGGUGAUUGUUGCCAUAUCAAUGGGAGCUACAGGACUAAAAGGAUAUGGAAACAACAAAUUUUGCUGGCUGACCAUUGAGCAGGGAGUUAUUUAUGCCUUUGUUAUCCCAGCCUCCACUAUAAUUGUGGUAAAUUUGAUAAUCACUGCCAUAGUCCUGAGAGCGUUGUUUUCCACUCGAGCCGUCAUGAGCAAAUCUCAGCAGGACAAAAUCAGGGCGGGUGUCCGCAGCGUGGCAGUCCUAACACCUAUCCUAGGGAUCUCCUGGAUCUUUGGAGUUCUGUCUGUGAACUCAAGCACCAUUUUCUUCCAGUACUUAUUUACUAUAUUCAACUCUCUCCAGGGUUUCUUUGUAUUUGUGUUCCACUGUGUGCUGAACAGAUCCAUUUCGGAUGUAAUAAGAAGAAAAUGUCAUUGUCUUCGGAGACGAGAUGAAUCAUCCAAGAACAGACAUAAAAGUGAAACCAGCAAUAAGUUUUCUACUGCAAACCCAUUGUCAAAUGGCACAAGGUCUUCACAACUAUCAAAUUCUAGCUCAGACUACAGCAAUGGAAACCAAAAGAAUGGGCAUCACUAUUCAAAUAAGGCCUACACCAACGAUCAGGACACAGAUAAAAAAAUGGCAGCCAUGGAUGAGAAGAGUUUAAAGCUAUCCGUCAGUCCAGAUCUCCGCCAAAAAAGACAUAACAGCCCAACAGGAAGUGUCAAAAGUGACCUCCUAUUUGUCCAGUGGGCAGAUGAACAGAAACGUUCCAUAGCGUUUAAUCCCUCCCCUAUAGGAAGCAUCAAGUCUUCCAAAUCGCCAUUUUCUUCACCGUUUAAGUAGCCUCCCACGGAGUAUAUGAAAUGUAUUUCUUGACUGCAUUUGAGGCCAAAAAGGGUAUUUCUUGGACUUGAGAAUGAUGGAAAUGUUGAAAACCACUAAAUAUGGUUCCUGUCAACAGUCUCAAGUGAUUAAACAGCAUGACCGUCUAAUCUGCACAUUGAGCUUGAGUAGUAAUGGGAUGUUCCAUUGAGGGCUUUAGAAUCACAACUAAAUCCUUCAGCAAUACCAACACUGGGCCCACUGAUUCAGGACGAUAUCCAUUCAUUUCAAACUCUCAGAUAACUGAUUUGUUGCAUGAAAUGAUUUAUUUACUUUUCAUGUAAAAUGUCUUUCAUUAAUGUAUGCAGCAGUUUAACUCUUUAAUCAAUGAAAUGUAUAUACACUGUA